AUGGCAGAAUCAGGCCCGAAAGGCUCCUCCCAGAAGCCCUUUCCCCAGCGGAAGCCAAGCCUCACAGGAUCUCCCGAGUUCGUAAGUGGUUGGCGAGAGGUUCCUGAAAGCGGAAACACCUGGGUGCCUCACUCAGAAUGGAGUUUGGUUUCCAUCGCGUACCGGGCCAAACCCGCUCCUGGGGCUGCCUCCACUCUUGCCGUUCGUCGGGCCGGAGCACCCGAGGCCCGAGUAGGAGAGGGAUCUGCUCGUGCUUGUGCUGCAAGUGCAUCAACUUCUGAGAGGCCGAAGGGCCACGCCAGGAACCCAGGCUUCUGCUGUGGGCCACUGGGGCCCCCAUCUAACGCCUGCCAGGUCCAGGACUGCGCCAGGUCCACGUGCGAGCCAUGCCAGGGCACCGAGCUUGUUCGUUUCUCUGCGCUGCGCCCGGAAGCAGUGAGGGGCCUAGGAGUCCUCCCCGGAGACCAUGACUACCUGUUCCCAGAGACUUUCCAGGAAGAACAGCCUCAGACUCUUCUUUUUGAUGACCUUGACAGUUUGGAAGAGUACUGGCAUUUUGGCAGAUGCCCUUUUAUUGGAAUUUGUGAAACACCGGUGUGA
Rangifer tarandus platyrhynchus (Svalbard reindeer) is the source of this 600-nucleotide messenger RNA. NCBI's taxonomy places the organism in Eukaryota, Metazoa, Chordata, Mammalia, Artiodactyla, Cervidae. The record is from the annotation of a GenBank genome assembly.